UUGCAUGCACGGCUAAGAGCUUUUGGAUCAUAUGUUUAUGUUUGGAUAAAUUCCAGUGUUGUGGAAUGCGGCUAGCUAUAAAAUAUGCCGUUAAUUAACACAUGUCAUCAACAAUGGGCAAUCGGGUCAACUGAUUUCAAUACACAAACAGAUCAAUACAUUCUUUGGGUCUUUGUUUUAUAAUCUAGCGUCUGAGAUCAAAGAAAUCCGAAGAAUAGAUUGUCUGGUAUUUAAAUACAAGAGGAUGUGAUGCCUUCAUAUGGCUGCCCUGUAAAGAUGGCACAGUGUCUCUUGAAGAAAAGGAAUUUUUUCUGUAGGGAAUGGACAUUCAGUAAAAUCAACCAUUGCCUAGAAAACAGACCGACAUCUAAAACAUGUGGGGCUUUAAUAGUGGGUGGUCCUGGAUGUGGCAAGUCAGCAGUGUGUGCAGAAUUGACAUGGCCUACAGUGUCACAAGGAAAACAAUGUCUUCUAAAUCAACGACUCAUUGCCUGGCAUUUCUGUCAGGCUCAUGACAUUGAGAGCUUAUCCAUAACAAGUUUCAUCCUUAACCUGGUAAACCAGUUAUCAGAAAGUAAACAAAUCAAUGGAUACUUGGACAUUAUAAAUGAUCCUGAAGUACAGAGGCUUCUCAAUCCAGUGGAAAUUGAGAAAAAUCCUGACUUAGUCUUCCAGCAAGCUGUCUUGGAACCUUUACAGAUGCUUGAAAAACCGGAAAGAACUGUAUUUAUGAUUGUUGAUUCCAUUGAUGAAUGUUAUCUACAAAGUUUGGGAGAAAAAAAUGGAGAAAGCCGUACAAUUGCUGAGCUUCUGGCAAAUCAUCAUCAUAACUUCCCACCAUGGCUUCUUCUUGUGUGUUCUGCUAGAAAACAAAGUAAAACAGUAACGAGAAUGUUUACUGGUUUCCGAAAAAUUAGUCUCGAUGACCUUCGAAAAUCUCAUGUUGUUCGUGAUGUUCAGCAAUACAUUCUGUGUAGACUUGAUAAGGAGGAGAGACUGAGACAACAUCUUAGUCGUGAUACUGCAGAAAUGUUGAAUCAGUUACAUAUAAAGAGCAAUGGAUGUUUUCUUUAUUUAGAAAGAGUUCUUGAUGGUGUAUCUGAGAAUUUCAUAAUGUUACGGGAGAUCCGUGAAAUUCCAGGAACCUUGAAUGGAUUAUACCUUUGGUUAUGUCAACGGAUAUUUGGUCGUAAGCAAUUCACCAAAAUUCAGCCUAUUAUCAACGUUAUUCUGGCAUCCAAUAAGCCAGUGAACUCGAAGGAUUUGUUUGACUGUGUUCACACAAAAAACACUGAUUUAACAGAAGAGGAUUUUUCAAAGCAAAUUAAAAGUAUGAAGAAAAUUUUGAUUGAGGGACAGAAUGGAAGUAAGAUUUUAUUCCACCACAGUUUUGCUGAGUGGCUACUUGAUGUAAAACAUUGCACACAGAAAUACUUGUGUACCGCCUCCGAAGGUCAUGCUAUGUUAGCAAUAAGGGCUACCAUGAGUGCUGACAAAUUAAAACCACUGGAAGUUCAGGAAAUGGCCUUACACAUGUUGCGUGGAAAUUUUUAUGAUGGAUUACAGUAUAAUAAUUUAGUGCAAUGGUUAAUGAUUUCCGGUGCAGAUAUAGAGACAAGCUUAUCAGUAGGGAUUCCAAAGGAACAAAAAGUUACAAAACUUCUGUUGGAUGCAGGUGCUAAACUUCCUUCAGACCCAGAUGAAGCAGAAACUGCUAGCAUGCAUGCAAGCAUGAUUGAAGAAGUUGAAAGCGAGAAGCAGCCUGCGUUGGAUGUAUCUGUGAAUCAGGUGGAUAGUAAUGGAAGAACAGUCCUUCACAAUGCUGCUUAUGAAGGAAGUAUUCAGCUGCUGACAACUGCUAUAGCAAAUGGUGCUGACUUAGAAGCCAUUGACAAAAAGGGACAAACAGCUUUAAUCUUGGCAUCAAGACAAGGUCAUGCAGAAAUAGUUGCCAUAUUAUUAGCAUCCAAAGUUUGUGUUGAUCGUACCGAUGAUGAUGGAUGGACAGCUUUACGAUCAGCUGCCUGGGGUGGACAUAAUGCUGUUGUCUUAUUGUUAUUAGGAGCAGGAGCUGGUGUUGACCAUGCUGAUACAGACAAAAGAACAGCACUAAGAGCAGCAGCUUGGGGUGGCCAUGAAGAAAUAGUGAUACAACUGCUUGAACAUCAGGCUGAGGUCAAUAAAGCUGACAAUGAUGGUCGAACAGCUCUUAUUGCUGCUGCAUACAUGGGGCAUGCAGAAAUAGUUCAAGAUUUGUUAAAAAACAAUGCUGAUGUCAAUCAAGAAGAUCGUGAUGGUAGAACUGCUCUUUCAGUAGCAGCACUCUGCAUCAGAACUAGUGAAGGUCACGAAAAGGUUGUUGGAUUACUUUUAGAGAACGGAGCUGAAGUGAAUCACCAAGAUCAUGAUGGUAUGACCCCAUUGCUUGUUGCUGCAUGUGAAGGUCAUCAGGAAGUUUGUGAACUUUUGUUAGAAUGGGAUGCAGACAUUGACCAUGCUGAUAAUAAUGGCCGUACACCACUGCUAGCCGCUGCUUCAAUGGGACAUUCAAAAAUAGUAAAUCAGCUGUUGAUUUGGGGAUGUGCUGUGGAUACGAUUGAUUCAGAGGGAAGGAUUGUUCUUAGUAUUGCUGCAGCACAAGGCAAUGUCAAUGUUGUCCAACAGUUACUUGAACGUGGAUUAGAUGAAAUGCACAGAGACAAUGCUGGAUGGUCCCCCUUGCACAUGGCUGCUUAUGAAGGACACUUGGAGGUUUGUAACUGUCUGAUUGAACAUUGCGCCAAAGUAAAUGAAGUUGAUAAUGAUGGACGCCAUCCACUCAUCCUUGCUGCACAGGAAGGUCAUCUUGAGGUUGUCACUUCCCUUGUUGAAAAUGGUUCAACAAUAGAUCACAGGUCACAUGACCAGAAAACAGCAUUCCGAGUGGCUGCUUUGGAAUCUCACAGGAAAGUAGUUGAGUAUCUGUAUGAACAGGGAGCAAACAUUGACUACAAAGAUGCCGAUGGACGAUCAACAGUGUAUAUGUUAUCAUUAGAAAACAAAGUAGAAAUAUUGAAAUAUUUAUUGGAAAUAGGAGCUGAUGUAGAGUCAACUGAUCUUGAAGGACGGACUGCCCUUCACAUUUCUGCAUGGCAGGGACAUUUCGAAAUUGUUUCACUUCUUCUGAAAUUUGGUGCAAAAGUAAAUGCUGUUGAUAAUGACAAUCGUACUUCAUUGCAGUCAGCAGCUUGGCAAGGUCAUGAGAAGGUUGUUAAGCUUCUUCUUGAAAAUGGAGCAAAUGUAGAUCAUACAUGUAAUCAAGGUGCUACUGCAUUAUGUAUUGCUGCACAAGAAGGACAUGAACACUGUGUACGUGUAUUGCUUCAGUAUCAUGCUAAUCCAAACCAUGCUGAUCAGUUUGGUAGGACACCAAUCAAAGUUGCCAUGAAAUCAGGUCAUUCCGGUAUUUGUAAAUUACUGGAAGAAAAUGGUGCAACACCCAUGACAAAGAGUAGAAGCAAUUCUUCAACCUCUAGUAAUGAGACCAGGCCAUCGUCUGCUGCUGGAUCUGCACAUACACAUGCUACAGUUACCACUGGUGUUAUUGUCAAUGGGAACCAGUUGAACAGUUCGCCAUCAGAAUCUCCAGACUCAACUUUUGAUAGAAGGAAAUCCUUUGCGUCUAAUAACUCGUCAAAAUCUUCAAGUAAUAUGACAUCAUCUACAAGCCAAAGUAAUCAAAGUGCUCCUAAUAGUAAUGAUUGUCUGACAUUCACACAACAACUACAGCAGUGCUCCAUGGCUAGGCACCGUGCUCGGCCUGUCAGUAGAAUUUUGUCUCCAGUUAGCGAGCCUCAGUCACCAGUUCAAUCUCCAAAUAUUACUCCUAGUAUUGAGGUUAUGGUUCAUAAUGAACAUAACAAACUCUCACCGAUUACAGAAAGGAAUUUGAAUAUUUUUGCAAAAUCUCCAGUUAAGUUUUCUAACUGCAAGGAUAAAGAAAUUUCUGCCACAAUCAAUAUAAUAACGAAUCCUAAUGCCGAUUUCUCUGAUGAACCUGUUUGGCAGAUUAAUCCCCAACACUUCAGGAGUAUGAAAAAUGACUUGGAAAAGUUAAAACUUCAACAAAAAACCAACAUGGAGCAGUCAAAUAUUAUAAUGGGACAAAGUGCUUUAGAAAUGCGUUCCCCAGAAAUGAGACGUAAGAGGAAUGGGAUUGUAACAAAUCCUAAAAUAACUAAAAGUGGAGCAAUAAAUGGACAUUUUAACAAGAUUUCUAACCUUACUGGGGAGGAGAAGAUUAUGAAUGGUCAUGGACCAAUGAGUAUAAGUGUUGGUCCUGGGCCAAAUUAUUCUGGACCUCCCAGACCUAAUGGGCUUCCUUUAAAGAAAGAGACUCCACUAUAUUAGGAUACACAUCAUUCAGACGGAAGACAAGUGAGGGGAAAGAUUGAAGUAUUUAGUGCAAUGACUUGUGACUUUUCACAUUACAUAACUUUGUAAACUGUUUAUAUACUGUGAUAUAUGUGUUGUGUAUUUAUAGUAAUGAUUUAUUUUCUGGCACAAACAAGUGAAUUCUGAUUGAUCAGUUGCUUACAAAUGUCUGAUUAAGCCUGCAUAAUAUAAAAUAUCAAGACAAAAUAUUAUCAUAAUGUAGAUCUAAAUUGUCAUAUAUUAAGAAAGGGUAGCAUAAAUUUUUCUCUGAAGCCUCCAGGAUAAAAAUACAUAUAACAACAUCUGUAAUUGAAAAAAGCUAUUUUUGUUAUAUUUUCGAAGUUUGUUUACAUUUAGGAAGUUAUAAAAUUCUAACAAUCAAUUGACAAUAGCCAAACAUUAUUGUACUAAAGCUGGGACUAUUAUACUAUAAUAGUCCACCAAGAUUAAAGUAAAAUUUUCAAAACAGAUGAUUCAAAAUACUGAUUUCUUCAGAUUACACAACUAUUCUAUUAAUUUUUAUACACACCAUACAACACACACUGUGUAUUAUUGUCAGCAUUCAAAAACAUUGUAUUAACAUUUAUGUUGUGUGUGCAUUAUGAUAUUUCAGAUUUAUAUAUACUAGGAUGUUAUAAAAGAUAUUACUGUGUUAAUGUGAAGGUUGAACAAUUCAAGUGCAAUUUUGUAAAUAGCAUUUUGGUGCUGCAAGCAUAACAUAACUAUGCAUAAACUCGUAACUAGGCUGAAUUUGUUGUAAAUUUUGUCUGUAUCAGGUUUGACUUCAUUAGUAGAAGGGAGCUAACUCUUAAAGAUUUAACACUGAUUUUAUACUGAAGUUUUAUUUCAGUUAUGUAUAAAUUGUAAAUAUUUUUUUCUGGUAGAACAAAAGGUUUGAAAAAACUUAUCUUUCACAAACUCAUAUUAAGUGUCACUGAAAUUCGAACAAGGAUCCUGAACACUUUUAUCAAAAGCUCAAUUCAGUCAUUUUAUUCUCGAAGUUCAUAUCUUUUUUCUCCUAGACAAUAUCAUAGCAAUUUUUCUGGUUAGAUUUGCUAUUUUUCAAUAUUGUGUACUGAUGAAAAUAUAAAGAAUGCACAAGUACAAUUAUUUAUUUAAGGAUUGAAAGUGUGGUAGUAACGGAAGAUCAGUGGAAAAUAUAUUUCGGCUAUCUGUGCAAGUGAAAAAGAGAAAAAAAUUCUCGAGUCUUUUGAUAUAUUCUGACCACUGAAAUUUUUGUUCAGCUUUCAGAAAAUAUUUGAGUUAGUUCUAAGCAUAUUUGCAUCUGUUAUUAUAAAUGUUGUGAAUUUCAAUGUGAUUGUUAUUUUUUAGUGCUGUUAUGUUAUAUUGUUGGUGAAUUCCAUUGAAAAUCCAAAGCUAGUCAUUUCAUUUUAUUGCAUAUUUGUUCCAACAUUUUUUUAAUUUAUUUUCAUAUUUUCGAAUAUUAUCAGUAAAAAAUUCAUGUUAAA
Mytilus californianus (California mussel) is the source of this 5882-nucleotide messenger RNA. Its product is annotated as ankyrin repeat domain-containing protein 50-like. Gene Ontology annotation, molecular function: protein binding. Bases 250 to 4389 code for a protein of 1379 amino acids. Lineage: Eukaryota; Metazoa; Mollusca; Bivalvia; Mytilida; Mytilidae. The record is from RefSeq and is a predicted model, not a curated record. The transcript is spliced from 4 exons.